GGCUAGACCCUGCUGACUCUCCACCGUACUGUUCUGUUCCGUGCUCGCCAGUCCGAGCAGUUUUUCUUGCUUUCGUACAGUGACCAAUCACGAUUUUGGCCGACUUGAUAGAGCAGGGACGUUUGCCACCAAGGUCUCCCGCUGACUCUAGGAGACCUAUGCGCAGAAAAUUUGGGCUGCCAACUCUGCCUAACCUUUACUUCAGGCCGGCAGAUGGUAUACUCUCUGUCCCUGGAUACACGUUCGAGAAGGCCAUACCAUGGGAGGACACGGGCAGCAUGACUUAUCUUGCGGAGGGCAGCAGUCUGAAGGACAGCUCGAACGUCCUAGCCAAGAUCUCUUCAGCUCAGUCCAACGGUUCAAUGUGUUUGGAGAGGGAGGCUCACAUUCUCGGUCGAAUGGCAUUGUCGUCUGACAAUCCUGCCUUGCGCAUGAUAGAUUUCCUCAGCAUCCCCAAGGACAGUGGCGAUGUCGUCGUGCUGCUGCUGUUUCACCCUGGCCCGAACUUGCUCGGACGCUAUCUACCUCCAUCCAAAAUAAACGAGCUACUCUUGGCCGAUAUGUCGCGUGUCCGUCCAUCGUCAUCUCAUGGCGACAUCUAUAUGCUUGGGAUUGAGGAGCCCGAUUUCACCGAGGAAAUGGAGGCUUUCGAUAUAAUGGAUUUGGCCUCUUUUUUAGAGUUUGCUAUCCAAGCGACGCAUUGCCUCGAGAGCCUGCACAAGGUCGGCAUAAUGCACCGCGAAGUCCGCGCUAAUGCCUUUCAUCUUAACGCGCAUUCUGGAAAUGUUCGCUUUGUCCACUUUGGAAACCGAGCCAUCUCAUUAGAAAAAUCCGGUUCUCCAUCCUCGCUUGUGCUCAAAGCCUUCGACGAAUCUGAAAAAGUUAAAGUAAAGGAAGCCCUUUGUUAUCUUGCUCCGGAGCAAACAGGCAGCAUCGAAACCACGACUCAAGACCACAGGACGGAUUUGUACUCCCUUGGAAUAAUGUUUUGGACUUUACUUGUCGGACGGGGCCAGAUGCCUUUUGAAGGCGGGCCGCUUGAGCUCUUACACUCCAUUGUGCAGAAGAGACCAAUGCCUGUACAUGAUGUGCGACGUGAUGUGCCUCAAGUCCUCGCUUCUAUCAUUGACAAGCUCCUGGCUAAGCAUCCGGAUUCACGAUAUCAGAGCGCCUAUGGUCUCAAAACCGACCUAAUCGAGUGUCAGAGACGACUACUGGUGUCCGUAUCCGCAUCCGCUGAUACCUCUGCCACGGAACUCAUACCUCAUUUCGAUAUUGCAUUACAAGAUAGAUUCAUGGAAUUCACCAUACCUUUGGCGCUGUUCGGACGCGAUAAGGAGUUAGAGCUCGUCCGGAACGUUAUCCGAAAUACGUCCACAAGUUUUUCGCGUCAUUUUUCCGCAUCAAAAGGAUAUAUAUCAAUAUCAUCGUCCGGAAGCCAGGGUACAGGGACAGGGAACGGCGAGGAUCACACUGAUUCCAGGUCCUCGGGCAGCGCUGUAUCAUCCAAGUCUAACGUAAUGAAUGCUGAAGUCACUAGAUCCGUGUCGAGAAGCACACCCUACGAUCAAAGCUCUGUGUCGCCCAGCAUCACAUCGUCAUUGCAAACAAGUGACGGUUUACUCAGGACUACAUUGCGUUCAAGACCCCGAACGGCUCGAGCUCAGGUUGUGGUGGUUAGUGGUUCUCCCGGUAUCGGAAAAAGCUCUAUGAUACUGAUCAAUCAAGCUAAAUGGCGAUCACAUGGACUAUGGGGGCAUGCCAAAUUUCAGAACGUCGAUUCUGCGCCGUUCUCGGCAUUACUUAGCUGUCUCUCUUCCGUCCUUCGGCAAUUGAUGGUCUUUCAUACGGAUGUCCAUCGCUUCGUCACGGCUCUAAAGGAACGUUUGGGUCCUCAGAUACAAAACGCGCCUCUUUUGUACCAAGGAACACCUGAACUCAGGGAUAUUUUGGCUCUCCUAGAUAUUCACCUUGACACUCCGAAGGAACGCCUGUCAAGUCGCGAGUUACGCGCUCGCUUUCAAACCUUGGUGGAGAAUGUCUUCACUGUCGUUGCCGAGACGCGAUUGUUUGCUCUUUUCUUGGAUGACUUACAUGAAGCGGAUGAAUCAACUCUUGAUCUUGUGUCUUCAUUCAUCAACUCAAAGAGUAGAAUGCUAAUAUUUGCCACAAUUCGGUCAGAUAGGGCUGACAUCGUUGAGCGAGUCCGGUCCAUGUUUAGUAGUCGGUCGAAGCCAACUUGGAUCAACCUGGAACCACUAUCGUACAACGCAAUUUCGUCGCUGGUCUCCAAAACACUCCACCGAGCCAAGGAAGAUUGUGCGCCGCUCUCUCGUCUUAUCUACUCGGCUUCUUCUGGGAACGCCUUUUCGGCGCGCAGUAUUUUGAACGCAUUUCACCGCCAUAACUUCAUUGUGUUUGAUUGGGAGCGCAACUCGUGGCAAUAUGAUAUGACUGCCAUUGAGUCGAGCCUUGAUACCGAAAAAACAUUGGAUCCCACAGACCUCACAUUUCUUGUAUCACAGUUGAGGGAACUUCCUGAAGAGGCUAGGAAAUACUUGCUUUGGGCUGCGUUAUUUGGAGAAUCAUUCAAAGUCACUGAAGUAGCGCUGAUGAUGCAUUUGGAGGAUGCAAGUGGUAGCAGUAGCAGCGAGGAUGAACACGAAGAAUAUUUGUCCUUUCACAGAAUGGACACAACUAACAGCCCUCGAAAUUCAAUUCUAGGACUUCAAAAAGCACUUGAUGAAGGAUGGCUGAUCCAACGCGCUCGGGACAUGUGCAGCUUCGCACAUGACCGGUACCGCCAGGCAGCACAAGCUGAAGCUGCCAAUCUACCGGAGGAUGUAGCCGCAAAAAUGUCUUUCAGAAUCGUCCUGAUGAUGUUGCAUGAGACACCGGUAGAUGUUUACCGAAUUGCCGAGCAUGCCAAGCGAUGCCUUUCCCUUUUGCAUGACCAUCCCAAAAGAGACGAACUUCUGUCUGUUCUCAUUGAAGCUGGUGAGGCUGCAUGGACCAGGGGUGCUCACGAACUUGCUGUCCGAUCUUUCCAUAGCGCGCGCUCUCUUCUUCGAGACGAUCCGUGGUCAGAACAUCCCCAGCGAACAUUUCAACUUUUCUCUCGUAUUGCAUCACUAGCGAGCUGGGGAGGGGAUUAUGCCGCUUCAAAUGAUUUGGUCCAAGAUUGUAUGCUGCAUGCUCAACGACCAGAACAAACAGGGUAUCUUCUGCGGCUUAGAUCCCGCAAUCAUUGGAUGCGAGGAAAUUUUGCAGAUGCCUUGAGUGACAAUUUACUGGCAUUAAAGAAUCUAGGUGUAGAAAUUGAUCCUGCACCGACCAGGAGAAAGGCUGAUAGAAUGUUCGAAGAAGUAAAAAAUGAGAUUUUAGCUGUUGGGUUUGAUGAAAUUCUCUCCAUUCCACGCACUACAGAUCCAAGACAUCUGUUAGCCGUCGAGCUGUUGAAUGAUGCUGGCACUAAUGCGUAUUGGAGUACAUCUCCCGCUUUUGCAGAUGUCAUCGGAUUGACUACAAUCCAACAAGCUUUACGGAACGGAAUGGUUCCGGGCACUGCUCUAGGCUUCUUCUGGGCGCUUGGAGGUGCCGCGGAGCAGCGAGAGUUAUAUCGAUUUUCUGCCGAUCUUGCUAGACUAGCCUUACGCAUAGCCGAAAGGCAUGGUUCUAGCAGUGAAAAAUGUCGAGCACAGGUGCUCUAUUGCAGCAUGGUGUCUGGAUAUGACAGUAUGCACAUCAGCACGAUGAUUCCCCGUCUAGAGGAGGCAAUUCAGUACGGCAACAGUGCAGGAGAUCGGGUUUACACCGCGUUCGCGCGAGUCUACGCAAUCAUAACGAGGCUUUUUGUUUGCGAACACAUAAACGAACUGGUUACUGCGGCGGAGGAUUGCGUUAACGAAAUUAAACAGGCAUCCAGCGGAGCCGAUACCAUCGCAUUAGCCCAAAGCUGUCUCAAUGUUAUCCGUGCUCUAGGGGGUUACACCUAUGCUCGUUCCGCUGAAACUGCCUUCGACACAGAGGUGUUCAAUGAGGCCGAGUACUUGACGCAACUGCGAGCGCAGUCAGGAAAUCUGGCACUUGCGUUGAAUUGGUAUAACUCCUUCAAGAUUGUCGGCUUCUACUGUUUGGGAUUUUUUGACGAAGCUGCAGAGCUCGGUUUUUCCGUCUACGAUUCCAGAGAUAGGCACCCAAACCACCGACAUGUCAGAUACGGUCUGUUUUUCCACAGCCUGGCUAUGAUAUCUAGCAUGAGAAAGCGUAACGUUACUGAAGAAACACGCAACCGUUACUUGAAACAGAUUGAACUGAAUCAGAGAUUCAUCAAGAAGUGGCUGUCUCCAAGUCCAGUGAACACCAGCACAUGGGUGGCUCUCGUGGACGCCGAAUUGUCUUCAUUGUUGAACAGGCCAAGUGCUAACAAGCAGUACGAUACUGCCGUCAAGUUAGCAGUGAACCAUGACUGGCUCUUGGAAGAAGGUUGGGGUCUUUACCUUCAAGGGUGUCAUUUCGUCCGCACAGGCGUCGAAGGGCUGGGAAGUGAAUUGCAGCGUCGUGGCAUAUCUCGACACUCUCAGUGGGGAGCUCAAGGCAUUGUGAAUUAUCUCAACACGGUGGUAGGGAGCCGGCCUCAGUAUCCUCUCAAGCGACCUAUAUUCAUGUCUGAUGUUGCUGUCCAAACCGAGAAUGUCACUGUAGACGAUCCGAAUUUCCCUUACGGUCAGACGAAGACUGCCAUGAGUGACGAGCAGGAGUCCACACUGAGCGCCUCUGAUCUUGCGUCCAUCUUGAAGUGGAGUAAGGAUAUUUCGAGCGACAUCAACUUAUCUUCAGCGUUACAAAGGCUGACGGAGAUUGCGACCGAAACUUCUGGUUCUCAAAAUACUUGCGUGGUUAUCACGCGAGAAGAUGGAGAUUAUACGGUGGCAACAAGCAUGACGCCACCCGAACAGUGUCAAGUAUAUGAGCACCCACGGUCGGUCAGAAGUCUUGCGGAUCCUUUGCAAAAAGCGAUAAUUCAGCAUACUAUAAACUCGAAGGAACGACUUCUAUUCGAUGAUGCUGCUUCUGACUCUCGAUUCGCUGCAGAAGCUCGUCAAACAGUCUAUCGAUCGGUCAUAUGUUUACCCAUCUUCAGCAACCGUGGUCAAACAUUCGGGACAGUAUAUGUGUCGUCAAAGUACUCAUUUUCACACAACAUCGUGAUAAUGUUGACACUUUUAUGUCAACAAGCGAGCAUCAGUAUAUCCAAUGCGCUUCUAUUCCGUUCUGUUCAAGCGAGCACCAGAGAGAAUCUGAAAAUGAUUGCUGCUCAGCGAGAUGCUCUAGAAACGGCCCGUAAAAGUCGAGAAGAUGCCCUUAAGGCCACGAAGAUUAAAAGUAACUUUUUGGCGUCAAUGAGCCAUGAGUUGCGAACCCCGUUUAGCUCUUUUUAUGGUCUUCUUGAUCUCCUGAGCGGAACAGAGCUCAAUCCUGGCCAAAGUGAAAUUGUCCAAACGGCAAAACAGUCUUGCGAACUGCUGUUGAAGAUCAUCGAUUCCAUUCUUGACUACAGCAAGCUAGAAGCCUCGGCCCUGAAGCUUGAACCGUGUGGCUUUUUGGUGGAGAAUAUCAUAGCAGAUUGCAUGGAAUUGUUGCUUCCCGUAGCAGCAAAAAAACUGGAUCUCUCUUUCAAUGUCGAGCCCGAUGUACCGCCAUGGGUUUAUGCCGACGAUGCCCGCAUCCGACAAGUGCUCAUGAACCUAAUCGGCAAUGCAGUCAAGUUCACAGAAAAGGGUUAUGUCCAAGUAACCUGUUCAGUUGCCAACCCUGCGUCUAUGUCCUCUUCCGAUGAAGUAAAUAUCAAAUUUGUUAUCCGGGAUAGCGGUAUAGGACUCUCACCAAGCGACGUUGAACUGCUGUUUGUGCCAUUUCAGCAGGCCGACAACUCGUCGACUCGGCGUUUUGGAGGAACUGGUCUAGGCCUAUCCAUUUCGAGACAAUUGGUCAAACUUAUGAAUGGUGCUAUUGGCGUACAGUCAGAACUGCAUGCAGGUUCAAUGUUCUGGUUCACAAUUCCCGUCAAAAUCUUUCAUUCCGAAGAGUCGAAGCGGUCUUUACUGGACAUUCAAAAUCUCAGGGCGAGUUUGCAGCAGCCUCAAAUUCUUGUUUGCUCGGGGUCCAGUGUUACAUUAGCUUUGCUGAACACUUUCUUUACGGGUUUUACCGUCACGCUCAUCUCAAACAUGCAAGAUACAGAAAUGUUUCUUCGAAGUUUUAGCAACCUCCAUGCACCACUUGAUUUCAUCAUUCUGGAUGAUCAAUCUGACGAACAUGCUAAUGAACUUGCACAUUUUCUGCGUUCGCUUCACGUCAGCGCUCUGCAGGACACAAAAAUCAUUCACUUGUACACUCCUACGACAAACCUAUCUCGACAGUCAAUCUUUGGAACCAGCACGCCAGGUGUUGUUAAGAUGACAAAGCCACCCCGCCAAGCCAGACUCUUGCAGACGCUUGCUGGCUUGAAGAACCUUCCCAACGCCAUCCCGAGUGUUCCGGCUACCGAGGUUUCUAAAGCAGUGCAGAAUGUAGCUGCAGCACAACGUACUCUAUAUGGCAAUGUCCUCAUUGCGGAAGACAACCCUAUUGCGCAGCAGCUUCUCGUUAAGCAGCUGCAACGGUAUCAACUGAAUGUAACGGCGACAUCAAAUGGAAACGAAGCUAUCUCAGAAUGGGAAUCACGGGAUCCUGGACACUUCACAGUAGCGCUCUUUGACCAUCAUAUGCCAAUAUGUGACGGUGUGGAGGCUGCCAAGCGGAUACGGAUGGUGGAGAACAAACGGAAGUCACCCGUUAUGCUGCCAAUUGUAGCAUUGAGUGCCGAUUGCCAGGAGUCCACGAAGCAGCUGUGUUUGAGUGCAGGCAUGAACGCAUUCUUCAGUAAACCAUUGAAGAAGGCGGAUCUGAUAUCAUUAUUAUCGAUGUUUGGGCCAUCACUACCAGUGACAUAGAAGGCGGGAACUAUUUAUUUCGUCAUAUAGUACUAUAUCCGCAUUUGCUUUGAACAUACGCAUUCAUCUUGUACACCUAUCUUACCUGUAUACGUAGCACAUGAUACAACUGUUAAUCUCGCAAUGCCUCUCUUGGAAUGGCGGUUGAGAAGGAUUGAAUGUCGAAAGCCAUAAUACAAUACAUUGUCGUGCAUGUAUACAC
Messenger RNA from Guyanagaster necrorhizus, 7197 nucleotides. RefSeq names its product histidine kinase. The coding region runs from base 159 to 6995 and encodes 2278 amino acids. The record is from RefSeq and is a predicted model, not a curated record. The transcript has 62 exons. NCBI's taxonomy places the organism in Eukaryota, Fungi, Basidiomycota, Agaricomycetes, Agaricales, Physalacriaceae. Gene Ontology annotation, molecular function: phosphorelay sensor kinase activity; ATP binding; protein binding. Gene Ontology annotation, biological process: phosphorelay signal transduction system; protein phosphorylation.